This is a messenger RNA of Procambarus clarkii (red swamp crayfish), 1243 nucleotides long. The record is from RefSeq and is a predicted model, not a curated record. Lineage: Eukaryota; Metazoa; Arthropoda; Malacostraca; Decapoda; Cambaridae.
CCAAGUUGGGGAGAGUUGUUGUGGGAGGUGGGAGAGAUCAGCUGAUGAUGCUGAGGGUCAAGACGUGACCUUUGGUCUCACAAGUGACCUGGGGGAGUAGGGAGGGUGCCGGCUGAUUGUCUUAUCUUACGCUCGCUCUCACUACAACCACACAACUCCAGCUACAUUUUGCCUUUGUUGGAGAAGAUCGUCUGAAAUUGGUUUAGUAAAAAAUAUUCGUCUUCACCAGCGCCGGACCAAAGUUUAUAUUACUGAGCAAAGACAUCCACGUGAAGAAUCUUUAACAAGAUGGAAAACACCCUAUUAUCGAUGCUUGCUCUUUUUACCUCCACAACCCUCAUUGGUUUGGGUAUUGGAACCAUCUUAUCAAAGUUCCACAUACUAUACAUUUGGAUGCACAAGGUGGAUAAGAAGAGCAAGCACCAUGGAGGAGAACUAGUUGCCGAAGUGUUACAGUCUCAUGGUGUACGUCACAUCUUCACACUGCCUGGUGGGCAUAUCUCACCAAUUCUUGUUGCAGCUGAAAAACUUGGAAUUCGUGUAGUUGACACUCGGCAUGAGGCAUCGGCGGUAUUUGCAGCAGAUGCCAUGGCACGCAUGUCGGGAACGGUAGGAGUAGCAGCUGUGACAGCAGGUCCAGGUCUCACUAACACCAUCACAGCUGUUAAAAAUGCUCAAAUGGCUGAAAGUCCAGUAUUGAUUAUAGGUGGUGCUGCAGCUACAAUUUUGAAGGGCCGUGGAGCUCUGCAAGAUAUAGACCAGUUGUCUCUCUUCAAACCUCUUUGCAAGUUGUGCACGUCUGUCAAAUGUAUACGAGAUAUAGUCCCAGUUGUUCGUCAGUCUCUACAGGUGGCACAAUCAGGAACACCAGGGCCAGUGUUCAUAGAGUUCCCAAUAGAUGUUCUAUACCCGUACGAGAUUGUGUCAAAGGAGCUUGGAGUCAAGGCAGAAGGCAAGUCAAUCAUGCAGAAGAUCACUAACUGGUACCUUGGAAACUAUUUGGACAACCUUUAUGCUGGAGCUUGGGAACCUCAGGACACAAAGCCUCUGAAAGUGACCAUACCUUUUGCCUCCAGUGAUAUAGUUAAUCGAUGUGUGGAGGUGGUAUCCAAGUCAAAGAAGCCUGUGAUUCUCCUGGGCAGUCAAGCCACACUUCCACCAACUCCUGUUGAGGAUCUGCGUCGCUCGCUAGAAACCCUGGGCAUUCCUUGUUUCCUUGGAGGAAUGUCUCGAGGCCUGCUUG